CGAAUCUGCCGUCCGGAAAUGGAAACAAGCUGAACCCACGUGUUCAGCUACCAGGAAAGCAGCAGCAGCAGCAGCAGCAGCAGGGAGGUUUCAGCUUAGAUUAAUCUCACAUAUAUCUGCUUUCACUGAUCUGUUUGGCUGUAUUUACACUUCACGACACCUUUCCGAGAUGUCUUCGUUCAGGAAAGCGUUGAAAUCCCGGCAGAAAAACCACCAGGAGAGAUCUCAGCCUGGGUUCAGGAAACAUUUGGGAUUGCUGGAGAAGAAGAAGGACUACAAACUUCGUGCAGAUGACUACCACAAGAAACAAAACACACUCGCUGCUCUGCGGAAGAAAGCUCUGGAGAAGAACCCGGACGAGUUUUACUUUAAGAUGAUCAACUCUCAGCUGCAGGAUGGAGCCCAUGCACCAAAGAAAGCCAAAGACGAGGUGGUGGAGGUGACGGAGGAGCAGAAGAAAAUGAUGAGGACGCAGGACAUCAAAUAUGUGGAGAUGAAAAGGGUUGCAGAGGCUAAGAAAAUUGAGAGGAUGAAAGGAGAGCUCCAUCUUCUGGAUGCAGACAGCAAACAAAAAAACAGCCACACGUUUUUUGUGGAUUCUAAAAAAGAAGUGCAGUCAUUUGACCUGGCACGCCACCUCAAAACAGCCCCUGAGCUGGUGGACCGAGUGUACAACAGACCAACUCUGGAAACUCUAGAGACUAAGAGCAUCCAGGGAGCUGUAAGGGCUCGUAGUAUGAAGACGAUGGCCAAGCAGAGGAAGCACCAGUAUACAAUCCUUUCCCAGAGGAUUGACAGAGAAAAGAAAUUGUUUGUAAUCAGCCAGAAGAUUCAGACUCGUAAGGACCUGCAGGAUAAGAACAAGAAAGUGAAGGUAAAAAAGGAGACGCCCAACGCUCCUGCUAUCUACAAGUUUGAGGCCAAGAGGAAACGGUGAGAGAGGAGAAAUCGUCAGGCCGAGAAGAGAUCACCAACAUUUCCACUGAGAUACUGGUGAAAUAAUGGACUUCACACCUAGACCAUACACAUGGAAUAACUUUCUUUCCCUCAAAUAUAAAUGCAGACGUGCAGUUUUGUACAUAUUUAAGACUUUUUUGGUUUCUAUCAAAUAAAUAUCAGAAGAACAUGAA
Larimichthys crocea (large yellow croaker) is the source of this 1130-nucleotide messenger RNA. It is a transcript of the gene utp11, whose product is annotated as UTP11 small subunit processome component. Gene Ontology annotation, biological process: rRNA processing. The transcript has 8 exons. NCBI's taxonomy places the organism in Eukaryota, Metazoa, Chordata, Actinopteri, Sciaenidae. Gene Ontology annotation, cellular component: small-subunit processome; nucleolus. Bases 170 to 937 code for a protein of 255 amino acids. The record is from RefSeq and is a predicted model, not a curated record.